AUGGGCGGCGGCGGUCUGGGGACCAGGGCGGGCCUGGACGCCUGCCCGGCCGUCCUCAUGUGACUGACAGAGGACGACCUGGGCUGCAUCAUCUGUCACGAGCUGCUGGCCCGGCCCGCCACGCUCUCCUGCGGCCACAGCUUCUGUCACAACUGCCUGAUGGGUCUGUGGGGCGCAGGGCGCCACAGGUCCUGACCCACCUGCCGCGAGGGCGCCGAGCGGCCGCUGCAGCUGCGGAAGAACACGAUGGUGCAGGACCUGGAGGACAAGUACAUUCGGGAGGCACGCGAGCUGGAGGGCCCGAACCCAGCGCCCGGGCCCCCGCGCCGCACAGCGCAGCUGCCGGCGGUGGCGCAGAAGAGCAUCACAGAAGUUGGCUGGGGGCUCGCAGAGCUGGUGGAACGGCUUAUAGAUACUGUCAGGAGCCUUCAGAGUCAGAGACAUCUCCCAGAAUCUGAACCAGACAAUGAAAUGAGCAUCCUGGCUGUGGCUUUGUCAGAUGGGGUGGACUUUUCCUUGGCUUCUCCAAAACUAGUGACUUCCAACACACCUGAGGGGAAAAUGAGAGAUCUCCAUGACCUUGAAGAAAUCCAGGAAAAAUUACAAGAAAACUUCAUGUGGAAAGAGGCCCUUGAAGAACAAAUGCAGGUUGAACUGCCAGAAGCUCUGUCUUCCUCCUCAUGCCCACUGCCUGACCAGAGCCACCUGGCACCCAAGAGGGCUUCCUCGUUCGCUCGAUGGGUCAUCAAUCCAACCUUUGACCUAGGGAGCCUCUCCUGUAGCCUGGAGGUGUCCAAGGACACUGUUUCUCACCGCCCACAGCCCUAUCCCUGGAGUCACGAGAGGUUUGCCUCCUGCCAGGCCUUAUGUUCCCAGGCUCUCUCUUCUGGGCAGCAGUACUGGGAAGUGGACACUCAGCGAUGUAGCCACUGGGCAGGUGGGGUGGCUUCCCGGGGGAUGGGGCGUGACCAGAUCCUGGGAAGGACCAGGGGCUCCUGGUAUGUAGAGUGGAAAGGGACUAGCCAGCUCUCUGCAUGGGACAUGGUCAAGAAAACUGUCCUUGGCUCAAACAGACCUAGUGUGGUGGGCAUCUGGCUGGACCUUGAGGAGGGAAAGCUUGCCUUCUAUUCCGUGGCUGAUCAGGUGAAGCUCCUCUCUGAGUGCCCAGUCUCUGCUGCCUUUCCUCUGCACCCUGUCUGGCUGUAUGGCUCAUUCCCUGGAAGCUCUCUGACUGUGAGGCAAAUAAACGUAUAAACAUUCCCUUGGUGUUAACACAUGUUGAAUUCCUGGUCUCUCUGCCUUCAAGCAGGGAGUCAACUUGACUUAAGUUAACAUCCCGCUUCCAAAGUUAAGGGAUGCAAAGUAAAUAUUUAACCCAGCAGGCUUGCAUUGUUCAAACCCUGCACGGACCGGUUACAAGAAAGGACAGGCUCUUGAGUGGGAGAUAGUAUCUAAGCCCUUGGAAUAUCCUGCCUGAUAAGAGUGUAUUUAUCUGAGGGCCUUGGGCCACACAGUAUCAGCUUGAUUUCUGGAAGGGCUGGAAACUAAGGUCAGCCACUUGGGCGGUGAGUCUGCCUGCAUGACCGACCGCCAGUCAAAGCCUUGGGCACCAAGACUUGAAUGUGCUUCCCUGGUUGGCAGCAUUCCGUGUGUGUUGUCAUACGUCAUCCUGGGAGAAUUAAACAUUGUCCCCAUAACUCCACUGAGAGAGGAGUGAGUGGGCUCUCUUGGCCUCUGCCCUAUGUGCCUUUUUCUGUUGCUGGUUUUAACCUGUAUCCUUUCACUGUAAUCAUCUGUAACCGUAAGUAUAACAGCUUUGCUGAGUUCUGUGAGUCCUUCUAGUGCAUCACUGAAAAUGAGAUUGAUUUUAGGGGACCCCCCCUACACACACACAAGGGGCGUGCUAUCAAUUGCUGUGUAAUACUAUUAUCACACAUUCAGUGGU
Aethalodelphis obliquidens (Pacific white-sided dolphin) is the source of this 1945-nucleotide messenger RNA. It is a transcript of the gene RNF135, whose product is annotated as ring finger protein 135. Gene Ontology annotation, cellular component: cytoplasm. Lineage: Eukaryota; Metazoa; Chordata; Mammalia; Artiodactyla; Delphinidae. The record is from RefSeq and is a predicted model, not a curated record. Gene Ontology annotation, molecular function: protein binding; ribonucleoprotein complex binding; ubiquitin-protein transferase activity. Gene Ontology annotation, biological process: regulation of innate immune response.